AACCAUUUUCUAUUAUUGAGUAGUACACUUAUGGUUUAUGCAUCAUCUUCUCGCUGCAGCCCAUGAGAGUUGAUGAGUGUAGAAGCAGAGUAAAGCAACAAGGAAUAGGACCAAGGAAUCAGAGACACCUUGUGAGCUCCCUGCCUCGAAAACAGAAAAGUGCAACUUAAAUGCAACAAGCUGAUGCAAUAUAUCCAGCGUGCUAGCUCCAAAUUUUGUCUUCUUACUAAGUACAGAGAAUGUCCUCUGGCUUCAGCUUUCAUUUGAUAAUGAUUUGCAUAGUCAAGUAUUUUUUAGAAAACAAAAUAUGGAAGGAGACUGGUGGAUGUUCUCUCACACCUGUGCACUCUGCUGUGGCCUGUGGACCUGGGACACAAGUACAGUUGAGGGGAGGUUUGGGGAAUUAAAUGCAUAGCUUUGAAAACUGGCAUUAGCAUCUGAUUCAAUGGCAGGAAAGGCUGUGGAAAGAGGUAAACAGGUUAAAACUAUUACUGACACAGGAAAGAAGCAGAUACCUGCAAAUAGUGAAGUGCUUACUCUUCCAGGGGGCCUGGCUGUACAUGUUGCUGUCCCACUCUCAGCUCCAUUUUCAGCUUAUCUCCAUCUCUCAGAAAGUCACCUUCCUGUGCACAGGCCAUGGGUUCCUUCCCCAAAUCUUAGAGCUGUCUCCUAAAGUCAUGGUGCUAGGGUACAGCACCCACCUGCAGGUGCCCUCCUAGGUGGAAAUGAAAGUACCAGCUCUGUCUGGAGUGCCGUGCACUCAGCUUGUGGCAGGCAUUGGAGCUGGAUGUGCCUGGCCCCAGCUGUGCCCAGGUGUGACAGUCAGUAGUUCGUGGCUUGGCUGCUGCUGCUGCCAAUCCAAGGGAAUGUAGCCUGUCUCUUCAACUCAGUCCCCGUGCUGAAAGAUCAGCUGCAGUGAUUCUCAACCGGCUGAAAGAUUGAACUAGUUCCAGGAAGUCCUGCCAGCAUACCUGAACGUGCUUUCCUCUUUUUGCAGGGUGAAUUUAACUCUACAAACUACUUUUUGUAGGAUUGUCCCUUUCCCAUCCCCCAGACAAACCUUGCAAUAAUGUGAUUCUCACUGCCCCAAAAACAAAGCCCUCAUAUUUCUUAGUCAUUCCAUAUGAAGUAAGCUACCCUUUUCCCAUCAAUCCCCAUUUUACAUGUGGGAAAAAGGAACAAGAGCAAUUAAAUUCAGUAGAUCAACUCUGAUUUGAGGUUCUUCCUUUACAGAGAGACUGUGAGAAAGCUGUGUAUCUGAAGCAUGAUAGUUUCAUCCUUCUAGAGAGGGAACAAGUUCAGGCUUGGUUGCUCAGAAUUACUUGCUCUGUUGUUGUGUGUUGAGCAGAACAUAAAAUAACCCCCCAGAGAUGUAUUUCUAACUAGCAAGCUUCAACCAGCUCCUGCUACAGUAAUAGCAACAUGGUAUCCUGGAAGAAAUCACACACACUGAGAUAGCAUCAGCAGGGCAUAGUUUGCUUUAUUUAUACUAUAAAAAGGCAUAAAUAUUGCACAAUCUGAUGCAGCUGGUACAUUUAGAGGUUAACUGAAUCAUGGGUUUUUAUGGCCAGAAGAUGAGGGUUUGAUUGCUUAGACUGAUCUCACCAUAGCACAGGCAUUUGGAUUUCUCUGAAGCAUUUCCCUCUCCAAAUUCAAUACAGGGGUGCUUGAUCUAGGAAUCAUCUGUGAACACAUCCACUCACCAUGCACCAAAACAUGAUUCACCCUGGUGCUUGAGACACUUGUCUCACUGGUGCAUCCCUCAUACUGUGAAAGAUAAAUGCUGUGUUUCUAGUUCAGUGUGCAUUCUAGCUUCACAUCUUGCAACAGAUGGCACGCUUCUUGCAGCAGCCUUGUGUGACUGCAAAUCCUUCUCUGACCAUGUUCCCUACUGCAUGCUUCCCCUUUCUUUUGAUAAACUGAAUAAUUUCCUGGGUCUUUUGCUGUAAGACUUACUUUAAACCUCUUAUCUGUUACCACUGUGUGCACAGUGUGUGGGCAGAUUACAAUGAUGAUUAAAUGGCUAUUUCAGUCAUUAUUUCAUAGGCUGCAUUUCCUCGUGCUUGCAGCUAGGUAUCUGCACUUUUUCUGUAGAUUUUUGUCACAAACCACAGAGCAAAUUGUCUGCAUUACUGAAGAAAUUUCCUAUUUGCACAUUUGCAAGCAGUGGGCAAUACCUUCAGGGAGUAAAAGAAAUAUUAAGUGAGUUGUUCAAAUAUUUCCAUCUAAGAGUUGAGUGGACUUCAGUAGAUCCCUGUCGAACUUCAAAUUCAGCAUACUGUAUAUCCAGCAGCCUUUUAACUUUAGAUUUGCAGUGUUUAAAGUCCAGUACUUGGUGAUUAGGCUCAAUCUCUAAUUACACAGCUGAGUUAUUGUAGAAUCAUAGAGCAGUUUGAGUUGGAAGAGACCUUGAAGAUCAUCUACUUCAACCCCCUGCCAUGGAGAGUUCUAUCAUCCAAUGCUAGAAAUAUUUAACUUGUAUUUAACUUAAUCAGGGUUUGCUCUGAUUUUAAUUCCGGCUUUUGGCUACCUGCAUAGAGCAGAACACAGCAGAGGUAUCUGGGGAGCCUGGCCAGCCCAUUCUGUGGAGCUGUGCAAGAUACAGCAGAGGAAAGCCUUAAACUCAGUGCAGUUGCCAGAGUCUGUGACAGCAGUGGGAAUUAAACUGGGAACAUGCUUUAAUACAGGACACUGGAGAACCAUUUCUUUCCCAACUUGGUGCUUAUUUGUAGAGCUCCUCCUUCACUGUCCAGUACCUUGUCUGAGCACCUCCCUCACAUGCAUGAAGUCACUAAUGUCAUGUGCAAUCUAACAGCUGUCAACCUCCCUCUCCCCUUGCUGCCUUUUCAGGAUCCCUUGAGGAGAAAUCCCCAUAGGCAAGGGGUGUGCUGGCCUUCUGCAGACUUGGGAGCCUCUGAGCCCUUUUGUCUCUGUGGGAGUACAGCAGUGUAAGAGCCUCUGUCUCUGGGGGAGCUAAAGCACUGGAUGGUUCUCAUCUCAUUUAAGUGGCUGUAGAUACUUUAUAUGCAACGUGCUUUGGUUACAGCCUGCUGCUCUCAGAUGGAUGUUUUGUUUCAUUUCACCAAUAAGUUGAGUCAUACCAUUUGUCUCGAAGAUACUGCAGUCAUGACAGCAAGGGGAGCUCUAUUUCUGCCCUCGGGCAGUGUCAAAUAAAGACUCCAACCUUUAUUUUCUUUCUGGUUCUAGGGUCAGAUCUAGACAAGCUACAGGACAUAAUAAGCCAGUUCUCACUCAUCUGUGAUGAAAAUACUAUAGGGGUCAUUGUCAAAGCUGGUUGGUAACUUUUCAGAUCUGCCAACUUUAUAAAAAUCUUUUUUGCAUGGUCUUGAGAGCAGUGAUCUGUGGCGCUGUCUGCUGCCACUCAUAUCUACUAAUGGUUAGCAGCCAUCAAUCUUCAGCAGCCAUCAAUAACCAGCAUUAACCACUAUCCUAAUAAUUGUAGGAUAAUCUGUCUGAUGACAUGUUUACUGACAUGUUUACUGACAAGCAGACAUGCAUGGUGACAAAGCCAGCCUGAUAUGCUGAUGAUCAGGUAUCACAAAGUGUUUGUGUAAAGCUUUGAACAGUCUGGCUUUGUCUGGUGCUUGCCUGGUCACUGCUGAGCUUCAAAUGGUAGAAGAGCUGUGUUUGGUCAGGCCUGAAAUAAGCAGAUCUGGUUUGCCUGGCCCUGUGGAAACAACAGGUCAGAGGCAGACUCCCUACCCUGCUGUGUGUGUGGGACUGUGUAAGUGUUGCCCGAUUUCCACUUGGCCACUGCAUUUGACCCAUCUUAAACAUACUCAUUAACAGGGCUUCAUAGUGGGCUGCAUAAAAUCAGAUGCAAUUUUGGCAUGAAGAAAAAUGGGGUUUUUACAUUUUAACCUAAAAGCAAUGAAUUUACACCACUGGAAUCCUACUUAAGCCUGGGUUGUAUCAGUAUAUGAAAGCUGUUUCAGCAGCAGCAUUUCACAGCAGGCUUUUCUUGUUUGGGGAAUAGAAGGCCAUCUGGAAGCCUUCUCCUUCCCAGGAGCUGUGCUACUGGAACAUCAUUUUUCUGGCAUCAUUAUAUCUCAAAGGCUAAUGAGCGCUACAUGAUUUAAAAGUGGGGGUGCUGGUACUUCUGUCUGCAUAGAUGGAAGUGAGUAGAAAUAAUCAAUAAGCCUGGCCAAGAUUUAGUUAUGUUUCUUCUCCUUUUGUUUUACAGGGCCAUCUUGACAGAAAGGGUAUUAGUAGUUCUCUUAAAUCAUGCAUGAGAAAUGUUUCUGGAAAGAAAACUUUCUCAACAGUACUUGUGUCUCAAAAGGAAAUCAACAGAUUUAGUAAGGAUGCAGGAGGCUUUGCAAAAUCCAUGUACUGGGAGCAGAGGGUCUGAAGAGAGCAGGGACAGAGAAGAUUUGAGCUGCAUUUGGGUGAUCCACAGGAAGGUCUGAGGCUUUGCUGAAGUAAUGUAUCACAUUGAUAUGUACAAAUUGAUCGAAGAAGCUAAUGACAAAAUGUCUUUCCAUAAGGUUUUUGGGAGUUGUACAGGUGGAAAUCUAAAAAGUUUGGGAAUAAGCUAGCAGCUCACCCACAGUUUGGAUGAGUUCUGGAUAAAGGUUCUUGGCUCUGUUUAUGUGAAAAAUCUCCCAGAACAGGUGUUACCAAUCAUGAAAGGGGAAUCUGUGCUUCAACAUCUGACCCAGUGUGUGGAAAACUGCCCAAGGAGACUGUGGGACUGACCACAUCUGAGGGUCAACACCACGAAUUCAAGACUUUAUAAACACUGACAUCUUGUGAAAUCAGUUCCUGAAAGACCUCAGAAAUUAUGUGAAUCAUAGUAUUAUAGAAUACCCUGAGUUGUUAGGAUCCCACAAGGCUCACUGAGUCCAAGUCCUGGCCCUGCAUGGAACAGCCCUGUGAGUCACACCACAUGCAUGACAAUGUUUUCCAGUUGCUUCUUGAAUAAUAUAUAAAUACAAUAAUAAUAAAAAUAUAUGAAAACAAGAAUGAAAGGUGUCACAAGCAGGUUGUUGUCUGAAGGCUUCAGCUGGUUUCAGAAGCAUGCAGUGCAACCUCACUGGGCUGAACUUCCCUGUUCACAUUUCCUUUACCUUUGGCACAUGCUGUGCUGGAAAUGGGAGCACCAUAGAGAGGAGGAGGGAGUUUGUUCUUUUGUGAGAUAUUGCUCUGAACAAGUUACUGGGGAGACUUUUGCAAGAGCCAUGUGUGACUUGGCACUGGUAGACAGUUAAACACACUUUAUUUAAAAAUCUAAAGACUGAUUAAAAGCAAUGAGGAAUAAAUUAGGAACAACUUUUUGGACAUCUAUGCCCAUAUGUCAGCAUACAGCUUGUACAUAUAUGAAGAGAAUUAGGGUUACUGGUAUGUUUGCCUGGCUGUUUCUUCAGGCAACUUCAAGAAAAGUGAUUCACACAACAUUCUGCCAGUGAAGCAUGAAAGCUUCACUGUUGAGUGGGACAGUGCUUUGGUUUGGUUUCAUAUCACUUUAUCUCUUUUAAAACUUUAUCUGCUUUAUCAAUAGAAUCACUUAAAUGUUGCAAUCAAAAUCAUGUCAAGAACCAUCAGCUAAAGAGAGAAAAAUUCAAAUAAGGAGGACUGGUGAUUGAUUUAUCAUUUUUUAACUCAGUCUGGCUGAAUCUUGAAGGAUUAUGCUGGCAGUCUAACAAGCAAAAAUCCAUUGUUCUGUAGAGAUGGUCAUGUCAAACUACAUUAGCUUAUGGUUUUAUCAUUUAUAAAUGCACAUUUUAACAGGUAAACACAGUUUAGAUGAGUCAGCAGAAUAAGGAAAAAUCCUUGAACAACUGGAAAAAAUUUAGUGAGUGCAGUUAUAUAUCUGCAGUUUUUCUGUGAUAUUUUGUGGUUUUGUUUGGUCUUGUUUGAUUUGCCAAAGUUUAUCUGUCUCUAGGCCUUCCACAAUAAAUGUUUUCACUAUGAGUAAAUUCACUGGGGAAAAAAGUGUACGUAAAACCAAGUUUCCUGUUAGUAAUAUGCAUGGUACAAGUAAUGAAUGGUAUUUUCGCACCAAAUCUUCUUAGGCCAAUAACAUUUCAGAAUAUAUUUUGGAUGUAUUUUUGCUUUCCAAAUCUUGGGCCACUUAAAGCUGAAAAAUGUCACUUGUUUGUUCCUGAUGCAAAGUUAAAUCACCAUACUGUUCUUUUACUCUUUUUACUCUUCAGUCAUUCACAUAGCUAAUUAAAUUCAUAGGACCAGUAAAUGCAACUUUUUUUCAUUGCAAAGAGUGCAAUUCUCCUGUUCUUCCUUUAAAGUCGCUGGCUUUCACCAAGGUUUUUGAAGGAGGACCUUGACUCUGUAUUGCCAUAACAGGUAAGAUUCAAAUUCUGCCCUUUUCUUCAUAAAUAUGACAGCAUCUUGCACUAACAGUGUUGAUUUUCAGGCUCUGAAAAUAACUCAUAGCUGCUUGUGUGAGUUGGUGUCACCCCGAUUGAGCUAUACGACCAGGAUGCCCUUUACAGACUGAGAACAUGAGAACACACUGGCAGUAAAAGAAAUCAUACACUGCUUCCCUGUGCCCCUGUGCUUUGAGGACAGCAGGAGGAUCUGUGAGAGCUUUGUCAGCUCUCUGUGUCCCAGGCAUGCAGUGCCUGUGGCCUGACCUCCCAUGCAUGGAGCACUGCCAGGGACAGCUGUGCAUUCAGACCUGGAGGGAAGGUGGCAGAGGGCAGAUGUGAUGCAGCUGUGGGAGAGUUUGACUUCCAAGGGUCUGGAUGUGAGCCAGUGAAGAAAACCAGAGAAAUACCUGACACAAGUAUGAUGUGAACCCUGAUCCAAACCGCAUGCCUUAAUACUGUGGGUUGUCACUGCCAUUCUCUUGCAGUCCUGGAACCCAGCUGGUUUCAGGUGGAAGGUGGUUUGGUUUGGUUUGGUUUGGUUUGGUUUGGUUUGGUUUGGUUUGGUUUGGUUUGGUUUGGUUUGGUUUGGUUUGGAAGCAGCUUUGUGACUGUGUUUAGCUGGUUUGCUGUGCUCUGGGAGGUCAUUGGGAAGGCUGAGGAAAGGAAACACUCUCUUCAUAGCAAAACGAUGAGAUCAGAAUUUUCUAGAGUGUUUUAUGACAGAUUUAUGAAAGGAGGGUCACAGUGGCCAUGACCUGUCAAAUUCCAGGUGGGUGUCCUUGUGGAGGAUGGGAAGGAGUGCUGGAAUUCCUGGAGGGGUAGUCAUGGGGCAGGCACAUCCCUGGGGAAGCACCACAGGGUGUGGGGCAGCCAGGGACAGGUACCUGUGGUGUGACCCCUUUCGUGUGGGGCAGGGCACCUGAAGCAAAGAGGGAAGGAUGGUGAGGGGGCUCAGAGCACAAGCUUGGAGUGGGAAUGGUCAUGGCAUAGGUGAGGAUCACACAGGGAGGAGUUAGGACAAGGAUCAUGAGAGAUGAGUGAAACUGAAGCACUGCCCAAAGCUGAGCAGCAAGAGAAGCUGAAACACCAGAAGUGAAGCCGCCCUGCAGAGAUGCAAAGGAGAGUUCUGGAGAACUGCUGGAACCUCCAAGGGGCCCUGUGGGGACUGCCCUGGCUCUGGACUCUGAAGCAGUCAGAUGUUCUUGUCACUGGUGCCCUCUGCUGCUGCUCGACUGCAGUAAUAUUUUUUAGAAACAUUUCUUGUUCUUUGCCAACACUGUUAAUAUUUACCACCUGGUAAGCAGAGUGCUCUGGCAUCUCACUGUGAGAUUUCUAAGAGAGUAUGUGUGAGCAUGGAGAUAGGAUUUUCCUCUUUGAUAGAGUUUUACUUCUGGGAGCACUAAGGUCCCAUUUCUUUACAUCUCAGCAAUUUGGGCAGCUGUCCCUAAUGAUCCCUGCUGGUCUGCUUUCCUCUGGAAUCAGCACUGAGUUCAGAUUCAGAUUUUCCAGGAGCUUAUGUUUUCACCUGGGCAUGUGUGACAUUCCCCUGCUACAGUGAUUUUUCUAGUUUUAAUCACAUAGUCAUGGCUUUACAUGACUGACUGCUAUUGACUGUGCCCCUCACUCAGUGGUUAUGAGUAUAGAAACACUCAGUCAUUUUGUGUAGACUCCAUUCCCAUGCCUUGGGUGGGUAUAGCAUUUUUUCUUGAUGAAUAGUCAACAGGUUCCAUUAUCUGAGAUCAUAAAACAUGUUGAUGACAUUUGCUGAAGUUGUCCCAGCACUUCAUCCAGCUGCAGCCACACAAAAGACUCUCUUCCUUUCUCAGCCACUGCAGAGACACCAGAGCAGCAGUUCCUGGAGCCAGGUGGUACAAGGAGAGCCCCGUGGUGGUAAAGGCAGUUCCACAGCAGCAAUGUGGCCAUGAGGUACCAGUGUGGGGCCCCUGGGGCUACCACAGCUCUGUGACUGCAGGAGAGCUCUCAGGCACAUCAUGUCACCAACCAGUCAGUCCCUCAUCUCUGUCUCUACCUGCAUCUCCAGAAUUUUGCAAAUGAAAUCUGCCACUCUCUUUGUGCUUCUUUUGAUAGCAACAAGUGCCUGAGCAUUAGUGUGUGUGAUGGCAGGCACAAGAGAUUAUAGAAAACAUCAAGUUUAAGUUUGCUCAUUUUAUAAAGUCUGUGUUUGUGCAGAACCCUUGCAAAAAGAAUGGUCAGAGCAAAGCAGGGAGAGAAAGGUCAAUCAUCUUAUCUCUGAAAGCAGGCAUGGAAACGUCAGAAAAGGAAUAUUCAUUGUCUAACUCCACAGCAGAAUGAUUUUGUACGCAGUCUGUGAGACAUUCAAAGUUCAGGACCUACUUCUAAGGCUUGACCUGAUGAUUUUCUGCCUAGGCAGGCCUUUGCCAUCACAUGAUUUACCCCAGGUAGGUAGUUACACCCGGAUCAAGUAAAAAUAAUAAUCCAUCCUUAAUAGCUCUUUUCCAAUGAGUCAAUGUACCUUACAUGAAAGGUGCAAUGAAAAAGGUAAGGGAACACUGAAAGAGGUCAUGGAAUUUAAUUUUCAGUGAAAUCUAGUUACAAAUUCUGACGUUGGAACCUUCCAGGUCAUGCCUGGAUUAACUGAGUUCAUUAAGAAACAUUUAACCAACUUAUUUGCACUGAUAAAUCAAAUAUCUUUUGUGCCAAGUCCUUGUGAAACAGUAGAUAAACUGUGCAAUGUUUGUUUUGCUUUUAGCAGCUGUGUCAUCUGAGCUGUUGAAUACUAAGAGAAUGUUUUGUACAGUACCACAUGUGGAUCACUCUGCAUCUUUUGCCAUAGCCCUACUGGGAUAUUUACUUCAAUUAAUAAUUUUAUCUGAAAGUCACAGAGAAAGAAGGAAGAUUUUUUUUUCCUGACAAUUUUUCAUUGAAAUAUCAUAUACUUCACAGCUCUGAAGUGGGAAAAUACAUCAUAGUUAAUGUGCUCCUUUUUUACUAUUCCAAAAAAAUGAAAAAAGACAGGGGGCAUCUUUCAUGUAUAUGAAAGAGCAUGCAUUAGUCAUCACCAUUUCCAGAGGAGGUGAUAUGUGUAGAAGAAGGCAGUGGUUGGGAGGGGGGAACAGCCACUUUCACACUUGAGGGAAACAGGGAUGACACGUGAAGCAGGAGAGUUUUUACAUGGGCCCUUUUUUGGGAUCACUUCUUGGGGUUGUUGUGUUUCUUUCAUUUCCUCUUUCAUGUUCUCAAGCCACUCUGUUACCUCUGUGCAUCUGUCUCUGGCAGGACUGAAAGGCAUGAUGAAGGCAUACAUUUUAUCACUUGGUGUCAGCACCAGUUGCUGGUUUUUUUGUGUUUUAAAUGCCUGAUUUAUCAUCUGUUUCCAUUAUGACUGUAGUUAUUUGAUAUCAUGGAAUGUUAACAAAGGUUUUGUUACUUGAUGAUUACUGAAUUCUUCUUGAAUUUUAAAUUAUUUGGUGAGAUUUUCUGUUACCAUAUUUCUUUAUGAUAUGCACUGUUUUCAGAGCAUACAGACUACCAGCAAACUAUGUGCUUGCCUGAUUUUUUGUGAUGAUGAUAAGUAAUUUUCUAAAGUUGCAGAACGUCUCUAGUUAAGGCCCUAGCUAGAGUUUGGGCAGCUCUGUGCUCAGACCUUGUUUGUGCUGCAGAUCCCUGGCCAACCUUUGGAAAGGCGGGGUGGGCACGGUGCCCCGUGAUGACAGUGUUACAGCUGGGGACAGUGACAAUGUUGCCCCUUUGCUUUGUCUCCUAGAGCACAGACCCUUUGCAUGAGCUGCUGUACCCCAGUGGUUCUGCAGCUGGUCAGCAGGAGCUCAGCUGUUCAUGCAGGUAGCUGAGUGCAGCACUCUCAGGAAAUCUGCCAAGCUCAGACACCCUCUUUGAAACUGGCAGCUUUCACUUCUGUGCCUCUUUUUAGUGUGUAUAGCACCUGACUGACUUUUCCCAUUUCCUGACUCUUUUUUUCCUGACUUGGGGAAGUGCCUGUUCUUUCUUUAUGCUGAUCACAGUCUGGAACUAAGCACCUUACUGAGAGAUGAUUUGGUAUAGCAGCCACAUAGAGACUUGCUGUUGGUGGAAUCACAGUACAGGUCCAGUGGAAAGGCUGUUACGAGCUUCAUUUCCUUGCCCUUCUGAUUACUGAAAAGCAGUUUGCCAUGUAUUGCAAAGGACUUCAUUGCAAUGAACUUCAUUGACUCGGUUGCAGUGAACUUCAUUGACUUCAUUGCAGUGAACUUCAUUGACUUCAUUGCAGUGAACUUCAUGAACUUCAUCCUUUUUCAGCUAUGUUUUGGGUCUAGUGAGUUCAUACAUAAAUAUUUAACCAAAUUUUUUUAUCUAGCUGGUCAAAUGUAAUUUCUGUGAUCUGAAAACAAACUAUGUGGUUUGUAUCUUAUCUGUAGUACAACGUGUAGCAUCUUACAAAUAUGGGUGUUAUAAAUUGUUGAAUACUGAAGAUAUCACUGAACCUUAAUACUUGCUGACCAUGGCAGAUUCUUUGCCAAAUUACUGCCAGAAAUAAGGCAGAGGUAGAUAUUGGAUUUUCUACAUGGCACUAAGGAAAGUCCUGUCUGAAAACAGUAAAAGUUUAGUAGCUAAGAUGUUGCUAUUUGCAGCAGAACAGGCAAGAUGAUUUCCACAGACCACUCUGCCAGCUUGCCAUCCUGGUUUUGGAUGGGUAGAGUUAAUUUUCUCCAUAGUAGCUGGUACAGGGCCAUGUUUUUGAUUUGUGCUGGAAACAGUGUUAAUAAUUCAGGCAUGAUUUAGUGAUUUUUCAGCAGUGCUUGCACAGCCUCAAGGUAUUUUCUAAUUUCUCCUACCACCCAGUCAGCAAAUAUGUUGGGGUAGCACAAGAGGUUGUGAGGAGACACAGCUGGGACAGCUGAUCCCAACUGUUCAAAGGGAUAUUUCAUACAUAUGCAACAUGCUCAAUGCUUAAACUAGAGAGAAAUAGGCUGGGGGCCACUGCCCAGCAGUGGCUGGGCAUCAAUUGGUUGGUAGUGAGCAAUUGUUUUUAGUUUCCAUUACUUGUCUUUCUUAAGUUUAAUUUUCAUAAGUUUGUCUUCAUUGUCAUCAUCAUAAUUAUUUAUUUCAAUUAUCAAAAUAUUCUCAAGUCAACCCAUGAGUUUUCUCACUUGUAGUGUUCCGGUUCUCUUCCCCUCUAUCCUGCUGGAGAGAGAGAGUGGAAAGAGUGGUAAGUGGCUCAGUUGUCAGCUGGGGUUAAGCCAUCUCAAUGGAAAUGCUUAGUGAAGUGUCACAUUUUAGUGUAAGGACAUAGAAACCCAAGGAUGGAUGAGCUGGAUCAUGACAAUAGUCAAGGCAGCCCAGAAUUCUGUCCAAUUCCAACAUUAACUUAAAAAUUCAUUCCCAAGGAACAGAAUAAAACCAAACGUGGCUACCACAGAGGAAUAUUCUUUCAGACUGCUUCAGUCACCAGUGCUUCCUGAGCUAUCAGUGGUAUCUCUGUGUUUGAGCACUCUCAAUGGAUUUUUGCUCUCAUGAAUUGGCCUGGUUACUUUUUGGACACAUAUGUCUUGAAAAAUUGUGUUCCACAGCCCAAGGGCAUAGUGUGUGAAAAGCCACCUCCUUUGGCCUAUUUGAAAAUACAGAAAGGAACAAAUACCAAAAGUUGCUACAUUUAUUUGUGCCUGGAUGCCAUGGAAUAGACACUAGCUAAUAGUUUGUACCCAGCUUUCCACUGUGCAAACUCCACGUUUCUCUCUAACAGGAUGAGGGAGCAACCUGGAAAAACAAAAUUGAUAACAUUUCCUGGUCAAGAUAAAGACAGUUAAACAGAGAGAGAAAAAAAUAAACAAGUGAUGCAAAGACUCACCACCAAAAGGCUCAUGAUCACUCAGUCUCUGAACAAUGGCUGCACUGGAGAGGCAAUUCCCCAGUUUUCAUUGCGGAGUGUGAUGUUAGACAUGGAUUAUCUCUUAGGGCAGUUUGGAUUGUUGUCCAAGCAGUGUCCACUCCCAAUCCCUUGCUAUCCCCCACCCUGCUGCUUGGGCUGGGGACAAAGGAAGCAACCAGCAAAGCCUCAGCGCAGUGCAAGCAUUGUUCAGCAGCAGCUAAAGCACUGCUGUGUCCUCUCCACGGUCACAAAUCUGAACUGUGGCACCAUGCUGGCUGCUGUGAGGGAGCCAGAUCCAGUAUGCCUGAGCAGGCUGGGAAUACACCUGUAGGGGCUGUCCUGGGGAGAAAAAGGUGUCUGUUUUCUCACAGACCUAAUCUGGAGGUCAACAGAAGCUGAUUAAGUGCAGGUCCCAGAUGAAAGGCUACGUGUAAACACAGGAUGGAGUCCUAGGAGUUGGCCCAUGCAUGCCACUCGGCAGGCCCAGCAAAGCAGCAGCUUCCAGAAGGCAUUCUAAGGAAGGCCUGGAAUUUGAAACACUGGUUCAUACAGCAGCAUCCCACCCUGUCAAUUUGAGCUUGAAUUCACAGGUGGAGCCAGAGAAUGGUGCCAAUUUGUAACAAGACCAGAGGCCCCAGCAUCUGCUUUCCUACCACACUGGGAAGAAGGCUUGGAAGAUAACAGAGUCUCUUAAGUGCUUCCUCUGAAUGUGAACUAUAUGAGGAUGGGUCUUUCAGACCCAGAUAAACCCUUCAUACUCAAAUAGCCUUUCACACUCAAAUAAUCCCUGUCUUUCUGUCAUCAGAGGUGACCCGAGACCUUUGGCAGUUAAAUCUCUUCCCGGUUAAACUCAUGGAUUCCUCCAAGCAGCUCUGGCUUUAUUCCCAACACCAUUUUGAAACCCUUUGGGGAUUAUGUGAGUAAUUAGAUAAAUAAUAAAAAAGCCAUGUCCGGAUGUGGGAUGAUGCUGCAAGCAAAGCUCUGCUUUUCCAGUGCAUUAGGCUUCACAGCAGUUGUUCACCCUCAGGGCUGCCAAUAGAGGAAUGCAAGGCACUUUAUCUACAAAAGCAAAGGAAAAGAAAAAGCAAACAACAGGAGUUUUUACUUCAUGACAAUAAAACUGACUGUUUUCAGCAAUAUAAUCACCCCUCCAAAGCCUAUAAGGUUCCUUUCAAUUUCACUCAUCUGCCCACUGCUGGUUUUAAAUACCCUGGCGUGCAAUAUUCAAAGUAAUGCCCAUUGCACAAGAAUUUGUAGAAUUUGUUGCUGAUAAAAAAACCCAUUGAGACCAGGAGAAAUGGUCAGGGAAUUAGAAUCAUCUGCCUCAAAACAGAUCCUUAGCAGACAGACAUGUAAAUCUGUAUGCCUCCAGAGCCUUCCUUUGUAGUGAGGAAAAACAAACUUCUUCAGUGACUGGCUCAUUUCACAAAAACAAACUCAUAAGAAAAGUGAGAUGUCCUAUUCUCUGGAAGUAUCACUAUUUCCCCACUAACAGGUGAGACUGUCAGCUCAUUUGUACAUCCACCUUUUUAAUAUCUAAAUUUAAGCUGGAUAUGUUUCUUUCCUCGCUAUUGCAGAAUCUGCUAGUACUCAGCUAACUGGGCUAAAGAUAAAACGUACCCAUCCUUAAACCCCAUUCUGACAACUCAGUAGAGAACAAAGUGUGGUGUUUACAGUAUGUCUGGCCAUUCUUGUGCACAGGAACACUCAAAAACUAAUUGAACAAAUGUGGACUCAAGUUCUAAGCCAACAAGUUCACACAGGAAGACAAAUUGUUUUCCAUUAUAUCAGGGAGACAAAGUAGAGAUUAAGAUCCAUAUAUAUUCUUAUGUAUAGGAUAUGUAUUUUUACGUAUAGGAUAUAUAAGAUUAUAUGCAUUUUAACAUAUCCUUCCAGCAUCACAGCAUCUAAGGGGUCAGUAUUAUUUUGGCUACAUGUCAAAUGAUGGAAUGGGGUGGGAAAUGUCUUGGCAGGUGGAAGAACCUGUUUCUCUGACUGAAAUGGUCCCUGACAUGGUUGUUUGGGUGGGAUACCCCUAAUCUGACAUUAGUUGUCUGGAUGAGCUCCCUCCCUGGUGUGUGAAGAGAAACAGGCACUGCCAGAGGACACUGACACCGAUUUAAGGCUCAUCCAUUGUCAGUAGGUGCUGUACAGAGACCCAGUGUCUGAAGCAAAGAGCAGGAGAGUGGUCAGAGUGUGACCAGUGCCUGUGGGGAGAUAGGUGAGGGCUCUCCUGUGGGGCAAGUCCUACCCAGGGAGCAUCCCCUGCCUGGGGUCUGGGGCUGUGGCACAUAAAGCUUCUCAAAAACAGAGGGGAGGGUGGGAGGGGGAGGAGGGAGAAUAAAAGAGAGACAGCUGUUUCAAACAGAACUGUCCAGAGAGAUUUUGCUACAGAGAACUCACACAGAGCCUCGCUGAACUGAUAGAGAUGGUGCUAAUAAUGUCAAGGUUGUGUGUUUGAUCCCUGUAGGGGCCAUUCACUUCAGAGUUGGACUAGAUGAUCCUUGUUGGUCUCUUCCAACUCAGAAUAUUCUGUAAGUGUUCGACACACUUAAUUUCUUUUGCCAGCAUUUUCCACUGCAUUGUCUUUGAACGCCAGCUUCAUAGAUCAGAGAUAAACAGAGAUAACCAAUCUUCUUCUGCAGAUUCUCAUUCAGGAUUACUUUAAGAGUAAUGUCAUGCCUCUGUCUUAGUACACAGAGACUUCCUAAGGUAAUGAAGCUAUGAAAGCUAUUUUUUUUUUUUUUAUUCCAUUAAUACUUCUAUUCCCCUUCUUAAGCUACAGUUUUUACCAUCUUCUGCUCUCUACACGUUCUCAUCCCUUGUUUACUUGUUUCCCUACCAGGGCUUUGCCAGGUCUUAAUUACCAUUGCUUUAGGACUAUUACAUAACUAACAAAGUCAGCUUUAAUAACAUUCAUUCUUAUCAUUAGCAGAUUAAUAAGUAAACUCAUAUCUCUAACAGGAAUGGCAAGGCACUAUUGGCUAAUUUCAACCACAUGAUUUGGUACCACAGCAUAUAAAUAAGCAUGGAUUUACAAGUCCAGCACUGGGCUUUUCUGACACUUGACUUCCUCAGCCCACCAUGGAGGCCCUGGGAGUGACAACUAUUUUGUUGCUGGUUUGCAUCUCUUGCCUUCUCUUUGCCACAUGGAGAAGCAGAUCUCAAAAAGGGAAGGAGCCUCCUGGUCCCACUGCAUUCCCCAUUGUUGGAAACCUGCUCCAGAUAAACCCAUGGAAUUUGCCUAAAAGCUUGAAAGAGCUCAGUGAGAAGUAUGGUCCUGUCUUCACGGUACAUUUGGGCCCACAAAAGGUUGUGGUGCUGUAUGGCUAUGAUGUGGUAAAAGAAGCCCUGGUUGAUCAAGGAGAUGACUUCAGUGGAAGAGGCUCUCUACCACUGAUUAAAAAACUCUUCCAAGGCACAGGCAUUGUGACCAGCAAUGGGGAGACCUGGAAGCAGCUGAGACGAUUUGCACUCACCACCCUGCGGGAUUUUGGGAUGGGGAAAAAGGGCAUUGAGGAGCGAAUCCAGGAGGAAGCUCAUUUUCUGGUGGAGAGGCUCAAGAACACACAUGAGAAACCUCUGAACCCCAGUGGUUUCCUAAUCCAUGCUGUUUCCAACAUCAUCUGCUCCAUCGUCUUUGGGGAUCGGUUUGACUAUGAGGACAAGAGUUUUCUAAGUUUAAUUGAUUGGAUAGAGGAAAACAACAAGCUCCAAACCGCUAUACAAGCACAGCUAUAUAAUUUUUUCCCAACUGUCAUGGAUUAUCUACCUGGACCUCAUCAACGACUGAUAAAAAAUUUUGAAAAAGUUGAUAAAUUUACAACAGAUAUCGUAAUGGAACACCAGAAAACCCUGGAUCCCACUUGUCCUCGAGAUUUUAUUGAUGCUUUUCUUAAUAAAAUGGAACAGGAGAAAGGGAAUGCUGACUCAAAAUUCACCAUUGAGACCUUGAGCAGAACCACACUCGACUUGUUCCUUGCAGGAACAGGGACCACAAGCAUCACACUGAGAUUUGCAAUUCUGAUUCUUCAUAAAUACCCGGAAAUAGUAGAGAAAAUGCAAAAGGAGAUUGAUUCCGUGAUUGGCCGAGAGCGAAGCCCUCGCAUGUCGGAUCGGAGCCAGAUGCCCUUUACAGAUGCUGUGAUCCACGAAAUCCAGAGAUACAUUGACUUCCUUCCUAUUAAUGUCCCACAUGCUGUAAUCAGAGACACCAAGUUCAGAGACUAUUUUAUCCCCAAGGACACUCUGAUAUUCCCUAUGCUGAGUUCUGUCCUACAUGAUAGCAAAGAAUUUCCAAAUCCAGAAAAAUUUGACCCAGGACAUUUCUUGAAUGCAAAUGGUACCUUUAAAAAGAGUGACUACUUCAUGCCAUUUUCUACAGGAAAACGCAUCUGUGCAGGAGAAGGUCUGGCCCGAAUGGAGAUAUUCAUAUUUUUAACAUCCAUCCUGCAGAACUUCACUUUGAAGCCUGUUGUGGAUCACAAAGACAUUGACAUCACCCCAAUAGUCACCAGUCUGGCAAAUAUGCCCCAAGACUAUGAGGUCUCUUUCGUUCCACGUUAGCCAAGUGAGGAGUUUCCAGCUCCCAAACUCAGGAGUGCUCUGGCUGAAUGACAGUCAUUCCCCAGUCUGUUGAGAAUGAAACACUCAAACCAUUUAUGGAGACAGGAGUGCUUAGAAAAGAAAAUUGUAUGGUGCUUUUAUAAUCACCACAGCCAGCUCUUAAUAGAGCAGGCAAUCACACAGGGAACGACACAGUACCCUGUGCAAAAUUACAGAUUCCCCUCUGCAUCUACCUCACCCAGCUGUGGUUGCUGUCUGGCUCCUGACAUGCCAGGCUGCCUGCACGAGUUCUCAGAGCCCUGCUGCUGCUGCCCCUAUCACCUGACAGGUUCCACCAGCAAUAGAUGCUUGUACUCCAGGGUUUUUACAAACUCUGUUUGAAGUACCUCUCUCUGUACUUUCAGUUUCUUUGUAAUCUAUUUGUAAAGACAAACAUAAGGGUAUUUUGUGGUAAAUAACAUAGACUUCUUUCCCGAAAACUUACUGUCUACUGUAGUGGGGAUAGAGCUUGUCAAUGACUGGGCAGAUGGGUUAUCCUCUGUGAUUACAAUGAGGGUUUGUGAAAUUACAAUUUAUACUGCAAAAUAAAGAAGUAGUAUACUGAAUUGUUGUUUUUCUGAUAUUCCAGAAGAUCUUUUAGUGAAAAACCAGUGUCCACAAAGCUUAUGCUCCAAAAUCUCUUUCAAGUCCUGUACACAUUUGACUGCUUCAUUUCACUCUUAUGAAAUGUACUGUGGCUUGAAGAAUGAGCUGGUUAAUGAUCUAUAAACAUCCAUUCCCAAUUUGGAAUAAAGCUGCACUGACCCUAUGGGACCCAUCAGAACCCCAACUGUGGUUACAGAGCUGUUCAUUGGGUAAAAAAGGACAAAUUAAAUCAUACCAGGAUCCCCCCCAGUACCUUUUCCUAGAUGAAUGCCAGCUUGCAUCUUCUCAAUAUUUUAUCAAGUACAUAAAGAUCACUACAGCAAUGUUACAAUAAGGAAAAAAAAUUAAUAAAGUUUAUAUGACUUGCUAAGCAUAUAUGCACAGAUCAAUGGCUGGCAUUUCCUGCCUUGAUCACAUUCCCAUCAAUAUAUAGUGAUUACAGUGAAGAGAGAGAGCUCAAUCUAUAUUACGUGGGAAAAGACAGAACUGCAAAAUUACCACAAUGCCAUUAACUGUUUAUGUGAAACAGACAGAACUUGCUUCCUUUCAAAGAUUAAUAAGCUAGAUAUACUAUGCAUUACUAGCAUGAUAUUACAAAGACAAAAAGCCACAAAUUCCACAGAAUCACAGAAAUAAAUUCCCUCACCAGAUAAAAAGAAGAAAGCACUGUAUUUCCACUUUAGCUGUGCCAUGACAAAAAUAGCCAAAGCAAAUGAGGGAGCAGCUUUCUUAUUCCAGUUAUCUUCAUGCUGAGAAGUCAAGGAGGCAGCCAAUGCAGAUCAGCAAAACAGAUUUAGUGCCUGGAGACUCCACCAUGGUAUGAAGUGGGCUUUGGGAUUAGAGGACUAAAGCCAUGUGCCCUGAUUCUGAACACUGUGGAUAUCUCCACAAAGUACUGCUCUGAAACUUGAAUGACUUCAGCAUAACCUGUUAGAGCAGCUGGGCAGAACUGUCUUCAGAUGCUGGAAAAAAAAAUCUCUGGAACUGAACACUUCUGCUUCUUCUAAAAGAGCUGUUAUUUGCUAGGCUGAUUUUCAUUCCCUGGUUUGCAGUUGCAGUCCAAGCCAUCAAGAACUGCUUCAGCUCCAAAGUGGUUUGCAGACCAUUCUGAUGACUCACUUUGCCCCUGGACUCUCAUCCAUCGGCCCUCCCUUUUCUGUUUUCCUCCUGUUCCUCCUUUUAAGAAUCCACUAUUUUCUUACUCUAUUUUCCACCAGAAAAUGCUGCAAAGAACUCUGAGAUUUAUCUCCUCUGGAAUUUCUCAGGGAUUCUUCAGUAGCUGAGCAGUAACCAAGUUGUGGCUUUGCUUUUAGACUGACUAUACAUUUCCCCAGUUCAAUGCUGUUCACACACACCUGUGUCUCCUCCAUGGUGCUACUCUCCAAGGACCUGCCACCCUUGACAUGAUGUGGAUUCUACCAGAGGUCCCUCAGGCAGGGAGGGUAACAGUUACUCAGAGACACAACUGGGAACAUAGCUGUCAGCUCUUGGCCUAACUAGGAUGCCACUCUCACAGUCUUCCAGCCAGCCAGGAAGUCCAUCUCUAAAAUUUCCUCUCAAAAAGAAAGUUUAUUGUGGGACAAGCCCUUCUCUCAUUUUUGCUUUCUGGAGGUGGAAUACUCAAAGAGUUUGUGAAGGAACUAUUUCUUACCUUUCUUACCUGAAAACAUUGAGCACUUGGUGACAGUGUAUGGCUAGAAGGAUUUCCAUCUUCAGAGCCCCUGGAGGUUUUCAUCCUUGUAGUUUUAAAAUGGCACUGUAUUUUGUACACACAGAAAAGCAACUUUUUCAAAAGGAACAGCCCAUGGUCCAUCCUGUGCCUUUCCUGUGGGAUCUGUGGUUUUCCCUGCUGGAAUGGUGCCUCCCUGUGUUCCCCUGCAGUCCUGCCAGGUAACAACAUGAGCACAGAAAUGCUAUUUCUAUAUCAAAGCCAGGAUUUUCAAAGUGAUGGUGAAGGCACUCGAAAGUCAUCUGCUUCACUCUUCAAAAAGAGCACUAGGGAAAAGUGUCUAUCCUGACUAAACAAUGGCUGUACACAGCCUGACAGCAUGAUGAUCUUUAUCACACUAGCACCUGACUUGUAAACACUCUUAAGCUUGAACCACUUCCUUCUUACAUACAGCACUUGCACUGUCUUCAACCACAACUCACUUAAAAGGCAGCCUGAAUUACUUAAGGUCAGCAGGUACAAAAAAAAUAUCCUUGGAGUAGGACGAAUAACUGUUCAGUACAAAGGGCUCUGCCAAAUCAGCAAUUUGGAAUGUUGUUAACCUAGUAGAGAAGUAGAUUUUUGUGGUAGGCAUGCCACUUCAAAAACUACUAGGAUCAAAAUUCACUGGUGAAGUAGAGAAAGGGUCUGCUAAGUCAACUGAGCAUGUAAUAAAAGUAAUAUGUCUUGAAACUUCACCAGUAGUCCCAACAGUCAAAGAAUAUAAUGGCAGGAAUACUUGAUGCAGAGGUUUAAAACACGUUCUCUUCUAUCAUCCCUAGCAGUUUGAAGGAGUUUGUCUUUAUUAACAGAGCCCUUUAAAAAAUAAAAAAAAACAGCUUGUGUAAUCUUUCCAACAGAAGUUGAGAUUCCAGAGAAAUAUAUACAGCAAGUUUAUUGUAAAUUUGUCUCUCUAUUUCAAACAGAUAAAAGGGGACACCAAAAUGAAGUGUUUUCAAUACCCCACCCAUUAAGUCCAAAGUUCCAGGUAUCUUCCCAACACAGAACCCAAUGAAAGAAAAA
Molecule: messenger RNA, 20137 nt
Organism: Zonotrichia albicollis (white-throated sparrow)
Lineage: Eukaryota; Metazoa; Chordata; Aves; Passeriformes; Passerellidae
Product: cytochrome P450 2H1
Biological process (GO): xenobiotic metabolic process; epoxygenase P450 pathway
Cellular component (GO): intracellular membrane-bounded organelle; cytoplasm
Molecular function (GO): arachidonate epoxygenase activity; oxidoreductase activity, acting on paired donors, with incorporation or reduction of molecular oxygen, reduced flavin or flavoprotein as one donor, and incorporation of one atom of oxygen; iron ion binding
Source: RefSeq, a predicted model, not a curated record